AAUCAACAAAUAUAUUUUAUAUAGCAUGGAGGGAAAUUCAUCUAGAGGGAAAAAAACCAUGCAAGAGAAGGAGGAAGUGAAAUACCGCGGCGUUCGUAGGCGGCCGUGGGGGAAAUUCGCGGCGGAGAUACGUGAUCCGACUACGAGGCCCGGUUCCCGACAGUGGCUCGGGACGUUCGACACGGCGGAGGAGGCAGCUAGGGCUUAUGAUAAGGCAGCAUUUAGCCUAAGAGGACAUCUUGCUACUCUAAAUUUUCCUAAUGAGUAUUAUAAUCAACUCUCUUGUCCUCCUUUAUAUUAUGGUAGCUCAAUUUCUUCAUCAACAAAUGUUACUACAAAUAAUAUUCCAAGAGGAAAAGGAAGUUCAUCAUCAUCAUCAACAACAACAAAUUAUAAAGCUAGGGAAAUUAUUGAACUUGAGUGUCUUGAUAAUAGUGUUCUUGAAGAACUUCUUGGUGUAGAAGAUCCAAAAAUUACAAAAAGAAAAUAA
Molecule: messenger RNA, 490 nt
Organism: Solanum dulcamara
Lineage: Eukaryota; Viridiplantae; Streptophyta; Magnoliopsida; Solanales; Solanaceae
Product: ethylene-responsive transcription factor ERF098-like
Exons: 1
Coding region: 26-490 (154 amino acids)
Biological process (GO): ethylene-activated signaling pathway; regulation of DNA-templated transcription
Molecular function (GO): DNA binding; DNA-binding transcription factor activity
Source: RefSeq, a predicted model, not a curated record